Messenger RNA from Paraglomus brasilianum, 629 nucleotides. Lineage: Eukaryota; Fungi; Glomeromycota; Glomeromycetes; Paraglomerales; Paraglomeraceae. The record is from the annotation of a GenBank genome assembly.
CAAAUGAAACAUCUUUAAAACAUUCACUUGCUGAAAACAAUAAUAUUAUGUGGAAGCAUAUCACAAGCACAUUUGAGACUGAAUACCAGGGAGUUUUGCAUUCUUUAUUUGUUUACACCUACAAGACUGAAUACCAGGGCAUGGCUAUCCAGACAUUCUACAGCCAGUUAACCUUCUUCCAUUCAGAAUGGUGUCAAAACGAAAAACCUUAUGUUCCUUACUUAACCAUUAUUCAAAACUCUGGUUCAGGUAAAAACAAGGCUCAUAGGAGAGUUAGUAACUUGGGAAUCUAUGUUCUCUAUAUAUGCAAACAUCAUAAGGAUAGUAGUGGAUAUCCUGCUGGGACACCUUUUGUUCACCGAAUGAAAGAAUAUGCAUGGGAUGUGAAAAAAUUCUGGGACAUACAGAUUAAAGCUGAGUAUGAGGACAAGUGCAUGAAAUUUUGGGAAGACAUUUUGAGCUUGUCGCAGCAAAAUAGUCUCUCUUUGAAUGUUAGCCAAGAAGAUUUUGUAACAAAGCUAUUUCCUGGAAAAGAGAUUUCAGCCAUUUGUUGUAUUGAUGAGGCACAUGAAUUGCUUUCAUUGGCAGAUGAACAGAGAGAUGUUGAGACUUAUUUUGUUCGAUGGUGA